CACAACGUAUAAACGGAAACGAAGUAGUUAGCUUGCUAGCUAACGUUAGCUAUCUGAUGUAACGGCAGCUAGAAUCAUCAUGUGGUAUUUUGUUUUCAAAACACCCCUCCUCGUCUUCCUCCUCCUUCUCCUCCUCCUCUUCCUCCGCCCAGGGGACUCACUCACCCCUCCGGAGUCUCACAACCGAGGUUGUCGGUCGGUUCGUGUCCCCGUCAGCCCGUAGACCGAGGUUGUCGGUCGGUUCGUGUCCCCGUCAGCCCGUAGACCGAGGUUGUCGGUCGGUUCGUGUCCCCGUCAGCCCGUAGACCGAGGUUGUCGGUCGGUUCGUGUCCCCGUCAGCCCGUAGACCGAGGUUGUCGGUCGGUUCGUGUCCCCGUCAGCCCGUAGACCGAGGUUGUCGGUCGGUUCGUGUCCCCGUCAGCCCGUAGACCGAGGUUGUCGGUCGGUUCGUGUCCCCGUCAGCCCGUAGACCGAGGUUGUCGGUCGGUUCGUGUCCCCGUCAGCCCGUAGACCGAGGUUGUCGGUCGGUUCGUGUCCCCGUCAGCCCGUAGACCGAGGUUCCCCACCGGCUGCGGUGGUCGAGGAGCGAGGAGAGGAGGGACGUGGCCAACGACAGCAGCGUCACCACGGCAACGACCCGUCAAAACGCCCUGACCUGCAGCGCUACACGCCCGGGGCUGGCCACGGCAACCGUCGCCGUGACAGCGAGGACGGCGGCGUAGUCAUCUCCCCUGGAGACCCGUUAACCAUGACCUCUGACCCUGAGGUGGAACUGGUGAUGUCACUGCCACAGGAGGAGGAAGAAGGACACAACAUGGCUGCCACUGAGACAGUUUCAACUGAACCUGGAUGUAUAGAUGGAGGGAUGGCGAAAGGAGGAGUUGAGAAAUGUGGAGGAGGUUUUACAUCAAACCGGGGUGGAUGCUCUCGAGCGCCUGCACAACAGAGGACACGAAGAGGUGACCACCACACCACCAGAGCAGACAACAACAACAACAACAGUAGUAGUAGCAGUAGUGCAAAGGGACCGUCAGGCUCAGCUAACCGACCACAGAACUCCAGACAGAGGGAUGAGGUGAGAGGGAAGAACCAGAGGGGUAGAGAGCCAGCAGGGCGUUCCCCUGGCUCUCCCAAGGCCACCAGGAAGACCCGUAAACCUGACCGAGAGAUCUACCAGCCUGGGUGUCGGAGGAGCACCACCACCACCCAGGGGGAAGAGGGAAGAGAGACAGAGAAACCUGCUCCUGGUCCCCCUGAUCCUGUCAGAGAGGAAAGCCAAGCCAGGAGGGAACCAGUCGUAUGGACAGAGAAAGAGGAAGAAGGCAGAGGGGGUGAAGAGACAGGCAGAAGGCAGGGGAGGAGAGAAACAGGGAAAGCAGCCGUCUCAGACCAUGGAGUAGAGAACCUUACUGGGAAGAUACAGACACUCUGUGUGACUGCCCCACCUGGGAGAGAAGACGAGGGGAAGAGAGGAGAGGGUGAGGAAGGAGUAGGCAGGAGGAGGAGGAGGGCAAGCGGUGAGGGCAGGAGGAGCAGAGCUGGAGGUGGAGCCAAGGGACGAGUAGGAGGAGGAAAUGAAGGAUGCGAGAAGACUGAGGAGGAGAAGAAGAAGAGAGAGAGGGGAAACCGCAGGAACAGAGGAGCAGGGGAGAAAGGGGAGAAUCAGGACUCCAGGAGAAGAGGAGGAGGAGAGGGUGAGCGAGGGAUGACCGAGAGAGACAGGAGAGCGUCGGAAGAAGAUGGAGAGAGGGAAGCGAACCGUCCUGCAGAUGCACAGCCAGCAAAGGGAAGAGAAAAACAGAGGGAUAGAGAUACUGAGAGAGACAACCAGAGAGGGAACAACAGACCCCAACCUCUACCCUCAGAUAUAAACAGAGACAAGAAUGGAGAGAAAGACGGGAAUGUAGAGAUGCAGAGAAACAGAGAUAGGAGUGAGAGGAGCAGGGCUAACACUAACAACCGCCACCACUCGUCAUCUUCCUCUAAGCACAACUCCAAAUCAAACAUCAGAAGAGCCAGGAAUCGCACCUACAGCACCAGUUCUGCCAGUAGUGGCGCCAGCCUGGACGGACUGGGACAAGGGGAGGAUCGGAGGGAGGACAGGGCCCGACGAGACCGACUGGGACACAGGGAGAGAGACGGAGGAGAGGGAGGAGGUCAGCUACCGAACAGGAGGAGAAACACUAGAGACUCCUCAACAGACUCACUGGAGGAGAGGAGGAAAGAUGGAGGAGAGGAGUACUUGAGCCCCCCGUGGAGGAGAGGGGAGGAGGAGAGCAGAGGGGGAAGAGGACACAGAGGAGGAGGGAGAGGAGGGCUCCUGAAAGUGUCUCAGAGCGACAGACAGUCAGGUACCUCCCAUGCCACCUCAGGUCCCAGCGAUGACCCCCAGGGGCGCCUCAGGCAGGGCACUCUGCCUCGUGGUAAGGAGAGGGGCAUUCUCAUCCUCCCCGCCCACACUGACCUCUCCAAUUUGCCGACGGAGCCCGGGCCAAGGCUCCUGUUUGGUGGGAUUCGAGGAGGAAAAGAGGCGGGACUAGGGAGAGGAGGAAGGGGCGGAGGAACAAGGCGACUCUGGGAUCCCAACAACCCCGACCAGAAACCCGCUCUCCGGCUCUCCCAGCAUGCCUCUCUCCAGCAGCAGCAGCCCAUGUACCUGCAAACGGGCGGAGGUUACGGAGCGCUGCACUUCCUGGAUACGGACGACGAGGCUGCAGGGAGUCCCCCGGUCCGCCAGGGGGAGCACUUCUACCCCCAGCAGGAGGCCGCAGCCAUGGCCUUCUACAAGUACCAGAACUCUGACAACCCUUACCCUUACAACGCCAACCCUAAUGCACGUUACCCGUACCCCUACCACACUAUGCCUACCACCCCCUACCAGAUGCCCUCCUCCAACGGCAUUUACCCAGCCCAGUUUUACGGGGAGUAUAGGGGCCAGGGGUACCAGACCGGGGCUGGAGCAGGUCUGACACCAGAGGAGGUGGAGCAGCAGGCCAGGGGAGAGCUGGGGAGACAGCUGAGGGCUGCAGACAGCCAGGAGUUACAACUCAGCAACCUCCUAUCUAGAGACAGACUCAGUGCUGACGGACUGGACCGCAUGGCUCAACUCAGAGCUGACCUGUUGACCCUGUAUGAGCGGGUGAUCCUAACAGACAUAGAGUUCAGUGACAGUCAGAACCUGGACCAGGCUCUAUGGAAGAACGUGUUCUACCAGGUUAUAGAGCACUUCAGGCAGCUCCUCAAAGACCCCAGCGGAGACUCAACCCUGCGCAUCACCCCCAUGCUGCUCACUCUGCUGGACGAGGGGACGGUGUUCUUUGAUGCACUGCUGCAGAAGCUUCAGACAGUGUUUCAAUUUAAACUGGAGGAUUACAUGGACGGCAUGGCCAUCAGACCACGUCCACUACGCAAGACGGUGAAGUAUGCUCUGAUCAGUGCCCAGCGGUGUUUGAUCUGUCAGGGGGACAUCGCCCGUUACCGAGAGCAAGCCAGCGACUCGGCUAACUACGGCAAGGCCCGCAGCUGGUACCUGAAGGCCCAGCAGAUUGCUCCUAAGAACGGACGACCUUACAACCAGCUGGCCCUGCUGGCUGUUUACACGAAGAGGAAGUUGGAUGCAGUGUAUUACUACAUGCGUAGCCUUGCUGCCUCCAACCCCAUCCUCACUGCCAAGGAGAGUCUCAUGAGUCUGUUUGAAGAGGCCAAACGCAAGGCGGACCAGAUGGAGCGGAGGAGGAAGCAGGAGUCGGAGGGGGGGUCCAGGGGCCCGGGGGUUCGAGGAGGAGGACGGGGGGAGGAGGGGGCCAGGGUGGAGAUCUGGGUCGGCCCUAUUGGACAGGCAGGGGUUCCAUCAUCACACCGUGGGGGCAGCGAGUCCAGCAGAGACUCUGAACAGGAAGGAGAACUGGGCAACCUUAGCCCUAGUGAUCUCAAUAAGAGGUUUACUCUCAGCUUCCUCCACGCUCACGGAAAACUCUUCACUAAAGUGGGUAUGGAGUCGUUCCCUUCGGUGGCCAGUCGGGUUCUCCAGGAGUUCACAGUGCUGCUCCAACACAGCCCCUCCCCUCUGGGCAGCACACGCAUGUUGCAGAUCAUCACCAUUAACAUGUUCACGAUACACAACGCUCAGAGCAGAGGAGGAGACAGUGAGGUGAGAUCUGUGUUACAGGAACAGACUACAGCUCUGGGUCUGGCCAUGUUCUCUCUGCUGGUCCAACGCUGCACAGAGCUGCUGAGAGACACACCCGCAGAGCCCAUCCCAGCGGAGGAGAGAGAAGAGGGGCAGGAGGGGAUGGUGAGAGUUUCUGCCUUUCCAUUGGUCCUGAGGGAGCUGCUGCCUAGCGUCAAGGUCUGGUCUGAUUGGAUGCUUGGACACCCCAACCAAUGGAAUCCUCCACCUUGCCGUAUAGACUGUAGUCUUGAUGUGUGGCGUAGCCUGGCAGACCUGUGUAAUGCGUUGGCGCGUGUCGACCACGGCGAGGCGCCACUGUACAAGGCAGACGGGGACGGAGGCGAAGGGGAUGAAGAGCUCCGCCUGCUGCUAUUGGAGGAGGACAGGCUACUGGCCGGCUUCGUCCCGCUGCUCGCUGCCCCACAGGAACCCUGCUACGUAGACUGCACCGGGGAUACAGCGAUAGCUGCUGACUGUAAAAGGGUAACAGUAUUGAAGUAUUUCCUGGAGGCUCUGUGUGGACAGGAAGAACCUCUCCUGGCUUUUAAAGGAGGGAAGUACAUCUCCAUGGCAACCUCUCCCCAACCCGGUCGCCCCGGCGACGCACGCAGCAGACAGGACUCGCAGACAGAGAGAGAGAGUGAUGGCGUCAUCGCGGAGGCGGAGUCGUCUGUGUCGGACGGUGAUGAUGGCAGUGAGGACGACAUCCGAGAGCUCCGGGCCAGACGCAGCGCCCUCACCAACAAACUGGCUGAGCAGCAGAGACGCAGGGACAAGAUACAGGCGGUGUUACAGACGUGUGGUCAGUUGGAGUUAGAGGUACGUCCUCUUUUCCUGGUCCCCGACACCAACGGUUUCAUCGACCACCUCACCGGCCUCAAGACGCUGCUUCAGUCUGGGACCUACAUUGUGGUGGUGCCCCUCAUAGUGAUAACAGAGUUGGAUGGUCUGGCAAAGGGGCAGGAGAGCUGCGAUGGCUCUGGCAGUGGGCGUGGUGGCAGUGGUUGUCGUGGAAACGCCGGUGGUGGUGGACCGACCCACGCCCGGUCGGUCCAGGAGAAGGCUAGGGUUGCCGUGGCGUUUCUGGAGCGAGGGUUCGAGGCCAGGGAGCCCUGUCUCAGAGCGCUGACCAGCAGAGGAAGUCAACUGGAGUCUAUCGCCUUCCGCAGCGAAGACACCUCCGGACAACAGGGAAACAAUGAUGAUGUCAUCUUGUCCUGCUGUCUCCACUACUGCAAAGAUGAGGCGAAGAGCUUGAUGCCUGCACAGACAAACGGUCCGGUGCGUUUGCGUCGGGAGGUGGUUCUCCUGACAGAUGACCGUAACCUGCGGGUCAAAGCCCUGACCAGGAAUGUGCCGGUCAGAGACAUCCCCGCAUUCCUCACCUGGGCCAAAGUGGGCUGAACCGGGUCACACACAGACCACGCCCAGAGCACCCAGACAACCAAUCAACUGCUGAUAACCGCUGGCCAUCUCCCACCUGGAGUGGAGAAGGAGAAUAUACGCUAAUGCAGAAGAGAAGACUGUUGUGGGGAGAGAGAGAUGAAGGAGAAUAUACGCUAAUGCAGAAGAGAAGACUGUUGUGGGGAGAGAGAGACAAAGGAGAAACUCAUUUUUUUUUGUUGGUGGAAAAGCUCAAAUGAAAACCUUUUAAAAAAAAAAAGCUUUUUUUUUUUGGAGGAGUGGAAUGAGUUGAAUUGUCUGAGAGCUUUUUUCUCCUCUCGUUGUGGUGAGGUAGGUGUGUGUGUGUGUUAACUGCUUCUCUCAGAGGGAAGGAGGAGGGAGGACAGGAGCAGGGAGAGAUGCAGGAAGAACUGCAGAAGAGAGAGAGAGCGAGAGAGGAGGUGUGUGAGUGAUUAACUGGCUCUCCAUUCCAGCCCUUCAUAACUUCGGCAGUGUGUUCACAAGGCCAGCAGCAGUAUUUACCUCUGUGGAAACGACAGAGCAGAGAAGGAAGAGAGAGAGAGAGAGGUUAGGGCUGAGGAGGAAGGCCGUAGCCUGACUGAUUUGUCUGUUUAACUGACAUCUUGUCUGUAACCCCAGAGCAGCACAGAGAGAGGCCCUGUAGUGGCAAGGAGGGAGGCUGUGGCGAUGGGUUACCAGGUUCUGGUGUAUUAGAUAGGGGAUUGGUACCCCCGCCUUAAUCUCCUUGACGCGGAGCCACGCGCUCAGCCUCGGAUGGCCAGGAUGUGAUUUGCAUCCCAGUUGCUCAGCAACAGUGUUGGUGAUGUUGGUACCCCCAGCAGCUUGAUGGUGACGGAGUCAUUUCCAAGUUGGGGUUUCUAUAAAGGAGCAGCUUAAAAAAAAUCAAAAGACGAAGAAAAUAGACUUUUUCUGAUUUAGCAUUGUGGAUGUGGCGGUGUGUUUUAGUUGGUAUCCAGUGUGUGUGUGUGUGUGUGUGUGUGUGUGUGUGUGUGUGUGUGUUGUUUAUGCUCUACAGAAGAGCUCGUCUUUCUGCUUACAUUAUUUUCCACCCACAAACCGUUUGGGUUUGUUUUAAGUUUUUUAACAAGUCAAAUAAGAUUUGAAUGAUUUAAUUCAUCAUGUAAUUGAGUUUGUUUCUCUUGGGUUUUUACCACCACCUGUGGGGUAACUCAACAACUUGUUCAGCUUCUAUUCAUUAUCUAUUUUUCUUCACAUUGAGUACAGAACUCUGCUGAUCUGAGUGAACAUAGCUAGACUGGCUAGAUAUGUUCAGUAACAUGUGUGUGUGCGUAACAGGAUUUCUCGUUACUGGUAAUUGCCGGAUUUUUUCCCCCCACUCCCUAAAAAAUACAACAAGGUAAGGCGAUAAGUAUAUAUUUGCCUCGGCCAAAUUGUCCGGAAGAAUCCCAUUUGCAAAAGAUCGUUUUGUUGUUGUUGUUGAUGUUGAUGGAAAUACAUUUAUCCUGCUUAUCGGCCUGUAGGUAAAUGUGCAUAAUUAAGUGGAAUUAAAUUGUCGCAUUCCUUUUU
This is a messenger RNA of Oncorhynchus keta (chum salmon), 7123 nucleotides long. Its product is annotated as telomerase-binding protein EST1A-like. The record is from RefSeq and is a predicted model, not a curated record. Gene Ontology annotation, molecular function: protein binding; telomerase RNA binding; telomeric repeat DNA binding. Bases 749 to 5575 code for a protein of 1608 amino acids. NCBI's taxonomy places the organism in Eukaryota, Metazoa, Chordata, Actinopteri, Salmoniformes, Salmonidae. Gene Ontology annotation, cellular component: telomerase holoenzyme complex. The transcript has 19 exons. Gene Ontology annotation, biological process: nuclear-transcribed mRNA catabolic process, nonsense-mediated decay.